GGAAGGGACUGUACAGGCAGGCAGCCUAUAUAAAGUCCUAACCGCGUUGCUAGCAGCAUAUUACGCCAUGACUUCGGCCGUACCCUUGCUGAGCAGGUGGUGUAGGGCGACCCUUGCUGCUAGGAAGAAGCUGACUCAUAAAGCAGAGCCCGCUUUCUGUAAAGGUAUCUGGUGGCAAUGUGUGCGCUCUUUGGCUGCGCUUUCGAAUGGUCCGGAGACGGGCGACAUGCGAGGUUACUUGACUUCUAACUACAAGGAGGUGAAGCGGAGCAUCAAUGAAGAACUUGUCCCUUCAGUUUCAAGCAGUUUGCUGAAUCCAGAUGCCAUCUUUGCCAACAAUGAAAUGAGUCUGGAGGACAUAGAAGUUUAUGGCUUUGAUUAUGAUUAUACAUUGGCUUUCUACUCGAAAGACCUUCAUACUUUAAUUUUUAACACUGCUAGAGAUCUUCUAAUCAAUGAGCAUCGGUAUCCCAAAGAAAUAAGGAGUUAUGAAUAUGAUCCAAACUUUGCAAUCCGGGGUCUCCAUUAUGAUGUUCAUAAGGCCUUGUUAAUGAAGAUUGAUUCAUUUCAUUAUAUUCAGUUAGGAACAGUGUAUCGAGGAUUAAAUGUUGUACCAGACUCGGAAGUCAUUGAAAUGUAUGAAGGAUCACAUGUUCCUCUGGAACAGAUGAGUGACUUUUAUGGAAAGAGCUCAGAAGGGAAUACACUGAAGCAGUUUAUGGAUAUUUUCUCAUUGCCAGAAAUGACUCUUCUGUCCUGUGUUAAUGAGUACUUUCUGAAAAACAACAUUGAUUAUGAGCCAGUUCACCUGUACAAAGAUGUGAAGGAAGCCAUAAGAGAUGUUCAUGUAAAAGGAAUAUUAUACAGAGCUGUUGAAGCUGAUAUCGAAAGGUAUAUUUGCUAUGGAGAAAGAACUCAAGCCGUAUUGUCAAAACUAGCAAAUCUUGGGAAGAAAAUGUUUCUAAUCACAAAUAGCCCCAGCAGUUUUGUGAACAAAGGAAUGAAUUUCAUUGUAGGUAAAGAUUGGCGGGAUCUCUUUGAUGUGGUUAUUGUUCAAGCUGACAAACCUAAUUUCUUCAAUGACAAAAGAAGACCUUUCCGCAAGGUAGCAGAAAGAGGAAUUCUGUUGUGGGAUAAAAUUCACCAUCUUGAAAAAGGCCAAACCUACAAGCAGGGUAAUUUGUUUGAAUUUCUCAAGCUUACUGGAUGGCGGGGGUCAAAGGUUUUGUACUUUGGAGAUCAUAUAUACAGUGAUUUAGCGGAUCUGACUCUAAAGCAUGGAUGGAGGACAGGAGCCAUUAUCCCAGAGUUAAAAUCAGAGAUUGAAAUCAUGAACACCUCUCAUUACAUUACAACCGUGACUUGGCUUCAAGGUCUAACUGGCCUACUUGAAAGGAUGCAGGUGUACAGGGACGCAGAAUCGCAGAUGGUCCUACAAGACUGGAUCAAAGAAAGACAGGAGAUGAGAGAUUUGGCAAGGAAAAUGUUUAACAGACAGUUUGGAAGCAUAUUCAGGACUGACCAUAACCCCACCUACUUCCUGAGGCGCUUGUCCCGCUUUGCUGAUAUUUAUAUGGAGUCUUUAAGUUGCCUUUUGAAUUAUGACCUGCACCACACUUUCUAUCCUAAAAGGACUCCAUUACAACAUGAACUCCCGGUGUGUUCGGAGCAGCAGAACACUGGCACAUUUAGGAUCCCACUUGGGAAGGAAAUGGCUCAGAUAAAGUGAUUCUCAUUAUUUAAAAGGAUGCUCUACAUCUGCACAUUGAAUGAAGGAAGCCUUCUUGUGUCUUUCUUUAUUUAAACUGUUGGGUUGAUGCUUUUAUCGCACUACAUUCUCAGCUGUUCAGACAAAGUUGUUGAGCACAGUGGCACAGGCUACAUUGAUCGACUGGAGAAAGCUUCAUGGGGGUUCUCCUUACUGCAUACUGUCUGAAUAAUAUGUUUUUGGGAGCCCAUUUGAGAAGUGUUUGAGCCAUUGGUUGUGCUUUGUAUAUUGCACUGCAUAUCAUUUGUAUGUCUGCAAAACCUAUUGUGUUCUCAUGUUUUAGGUUUUUUCCCUAUUUAUACAAGAAAUUUUGCUGUGUAUUUUAAAUGCAACGUUAUCUUUCAUAUGCUUUAUUAUGUUUGCCGAAAGCUUUUAAAUGAUGGUUUUGCUCUCUCAGAUCAUAACCUUUAAACAUUUCCUUAUCUAGAAAUAAGUGCAUAAAUGGGCAGUGCUAUUCAGUUAACUCCAAAUCCAUGCUUCCUUUUGUCUUAAGUGAAUUUGAAACUGUCUUAUCUGCCUUUUUUUUUUUUUCUUAUUGUUUGAAUGUACACCCUAACACACUUUUUUUUAAAGUAUAAGUUAACAUUUUAUGCAUAUUUUUCCUUUUGUGCUGACUAAGAAUAAGAACAUACACAUUUUUGUACUGUUGCUAUGUAUAAAAGAAACAACAUUUAUGAUUGUGUAUUAUACUGUUUUUUUAAGUCCGUUGUGUUUCCAUGAGCUAUACAGUUAUACAGUGAGCAUUAAUGCAGUCUAAGGCAAACAAUAGUAAGUCUUGUAUUUAUUUGAUUGUACCAUUCAGUUGAAGACAAACCUGUAAUUAAAUUGCUGGUUCAAAGUGG
Molecule: messenger RNA, 2610 nt
Organism: Xenopus tropicalis (tropical clawed frog)
Lineage: Eukaryota; Metazoa; Chordata; Amphibia; Anura; Pipidae
Gene: nt5dc3
Product: 5'-nucleotidase domain containing 3
Exons: 14
Coding region: 68-1729 (553 amino acids)
Source: RefSeq, a predicted model, not a curated record